GGCUCCUGCCUGCAGCUCUGUGCCAGGGACCAUCUGGAUGCCAUCCUGAGAGCUCUGGGCAACUUUGAGGAGGAAAUGGCAGAGGGGGAGGAUUCCUGGCAUCUCAGCCUGUGCAAGGGCCUGACCCCAUGGGAAAGGGACGGAGUGAAGAGCGCCCUCCUGCUGUUCUACCGCAGUGCAGGAGCCCAGGCGCCCCCCCAGCAGCUGCUCCCUCGACUGGUGGACGAGAUUGUACCCAAAAUCCUGCACCAUUACAGCACCAGCUCCCAGGCGCUGGGACUAAACACCAGGCAGAUGGUAACGAGCAGCGAGUAUGAUUCCAGUGUGUUCCCCAGGGCCCAUGAAGCUCGGGCCAGGGCAUCCCGCAUGAAUUGCGGGAAGGCUGGGGCUGGGCCAGGCUGUGGGCUGCAGGCAGCCAGGCUCAGUCUCAGCCCUGGGGAUGCUGGUGCAUGGGACUAGUUUAUGCUGCUGUUCCAUGAAUCUGGUUCUCUUCUGUGGAGUGGGGGUAUUCAUAAGCUUCUGGGCCUCACCCCAUCUGGGUGCCAUAUGACUUUGGGCCCUUCCCAAAGGGGAGUGGCGGGGUGGCCAGAGUCCUCUCCUGGGUGGGGAGGGCAUCCCUGGACUGGGAGCCUGUACUCACCCCAAACCCCUGGGUCGGGAGGCUGCGUCCAAGUCUCAUUCCCACUCUCCUCUCUGCGAGGAUGUAGGACACAGCCCUUACUCUGCGUUUCAUUGAGAGCGUCUCCGCAGUCAGCCUGGCCAUCCAGAGAAGCGGGGAAUCCCAACCCCACCAGCUUCCCCACAAACAGGUGCUGCUCAGCCAGCUGCUGGAGAUCAUUAAGACUGAACCACGGAGCUCCCUGCUCUCCACAGUUCGUCAGGAGGCAAUGGUGGCCAUCAGGCACCUGAGUAAAGUGAAGCAGCCACUGAGCUGCGGAAAGAAUCAGGAGUUGAUGGAGCAGUGUCUUGAUAGUGUCUUCUCCCUGCCUCCCCAGGAGUUCACUGCAGAUGUGGGGCCCAUCCAGACUCUUUAUGCCAGCACCAUGGCCACCCUAGAAGGACUAAUGGAGAUGUUGCUGGAUGAGGAUGAGAUGCCAGAGCGACUCCAGGGAACCUUCCGGCUCCUGCAGAGAUGGCGGGUGUCGGAGCAGGUGUGGGAGCAUGCACGUGCCAUGCGGGUCAGCACCCACCUGCUGAGGGAUAUCUCCAGAUGGUUACCAUUACCACACAGAUUCCUCUUAGCCAGUUCAGCACCCUGGCUGGGACGCUGGGCCCCCUAGACCUAUGACUCACUGGGCAGCAUCCUCCAGGGUGCAGGGGAUGCUAUCAGGUGCCUGCUAGACAUACAAG
This is a messenger RNA of Dermochelys coriacea (leatherback sea turtle), 1350 nucleotides long. RefSeq names its product maestro heat-like repeat-containing protein family member 2A. The transcript is spliced from 8 exons. Gene Ontology annotation, cellular component: cytoplasm. The record is from RefSeq and is a predicted model, not a curated record. The coding region runs from base 888 to 1280 and encodes 130 amino acids. Lineage: Eukaryota; Metazoa; Chordata; Testudines; Dermochelyidae.